Molecule: messenger RNA, 2942 nt
Organism: Cuscuta europaea
Lineage: Eukaryota; Viridiplantae; Streptophyta; Magnoliopsida; Solanales; Convolvulaceae
Source: the annotation of a GenBank genome assembly
CGACCCUUUUUAAUUUCCCCAGCCGGAGGAUGUCCCUUAUUUGUACUCACUCCCAGCGCCUCCUCUUCCUAACACGUACCGGUGUGGGAAAUAAAGAAUGGGGUCCGUUAAUGAAAUCAAGAUAACGGCAACGAGAAGAACUGAGAAGAUGGAUGCUUGGGAGCCUCGUAUGGCGACGUUUCCUCUGAAUCCGACUCAGACUCCGACCACUCUCUUCCUCUGCCCUCCACUUCCACUGAUAUGGCCCCCGAGACAUUCAUGCCUCUGCCGCCGCCUCCUGCAGCUCUGCUUGACUUGCCUUGUUUACUGGGUUCGUUCUAUUGCUUGGAAUUCAGUCAAGCUAGUCGAGUUAGAAGCUUCCUCAUGUAUGGCAAUUAUGCUCUUCAUGUUUACAUUCCAGAAACCCCUUACCAGCCAAUUACCGAGUACUGGAGCACCUGAGGGUGAUGAUGAUGAUGAUGAAUCUCAUGAUAAGCUGUAGACGGAGAGGGCCAUUACAAGGUGAUUCCAAUUUGGUUUAGUUUAUUUUUUUUUUCUGUCUGAAGUUCAAGGGAGUUAAAGUUAGACCCUUUCUUGUGAAUUCCCUUAGCCAGUGUUCUUCUAAUCGAUGUUUCUUUUCUGUUUUUAUUUCUGGAAGUUGGUUUUGAUUAAUUUAUUAUUUAUAACAAUCAUUCGGACUUCGAAAGUUAAUGAUAGAUUUGCAUUUCCAUUCCGAAUUGUGGAUUGCUAUGGUCUUCAAUUGAGCUAUUUUGAUUUUGAACUUAAUUGCAUUAGGAUAAUUGAUUUUGUUAGUUUUUUUUUUAAUUUCAGUUUGAAGCCUUUCAUGUUAUUUGAUGGACGAAAAAAGAUCAAUUCAGUAUUGCUUAUCCUGUAUGGUCAAGUUUCAGUGAAGCGCCCUUAAUGUCUGACUCAAGAAAGAAUUGUUUCCCCUUAAACGCUUCUGUUGCAGCAAUAUCUCUUACUUCCCUCAAGAAUAUGAAGGGUUUUGGUUUGAAGGCUCAAAUCAAAUACUAUCGUAUGAUCAAAGGUUUAUUGAUAGAAUUCAUCGUUUCUUCUACUUUGGGAAUGGAUUUAAUAACUCAGUUGAGGGGUAGUAGUUUUUCCUUCAUUGACACUCUGUGUUUAGGAUGAGACCAUAAGGUUAGAGGGAUGUAAAAAAAAAAUAGUUUCACUCUUUGCAUGAGAUUAAAGAAAUGCACGAUUUGAACUAGAAGGAUCAAAGACUUAGAGGAUUUUCUAUGUUAGUCACUUAGGCCCUUAUUAUACUCAUUAGAAAAUUACAUAAACUAGAUUAAGCAACUGACAUAUAUCUUUAGAUUGCUAACACUGCAUGUCUCUAUAUUAUUUCUUUUAUGUUUCUAACAUUUUCAGCCAUUUGUGAUUAAUAGACUAUAUUAAGCAACUGGACGACCUAUAUGCAUGCAUUUCUUUUUAGGUUGCAACUGUAGUACCUUUGAUAAACUUGAAUGUACGGUACCUAGUACAAAUGGUCCACUAACUUGCUACCAUAUGUUCUUGAUUUACACCUAGGAUUAUUAACAUCUGAUCAUAAUUUGCUCGUAUGCCCCUAAAUAUUUGAUAAUUCUUUUGAAUUUGUAAGUUAUCGCCAUUACAUUCUCAGUCUCAUUUCCUAUCUUUUUCGGUUUUUCCAUUUCCUUAUACUCCAUUCCCGUUGUUUCUCUUAAUCGUUUAUGGCUAUCUCCUUUCUGUCCGCCAGUGGCUACUGCGGUUAGGGGUCUUGAUAAUAAAGGAUGGGUUACACGAGGGUUUUGGCUUACUAUUGGCGGUCGUGCCGAUAGGCGAUAGAGGAGAUGUAGGGUUCCAUGGCUUACAUGGGGAUUAGAAUCACCCGGACCCUAUAUUUGAUUGGAAUUGAUUUUCCCAAUAUUCCAACAAAUGAUACCUGGGAGAUUAUGUUUGAAAAUAUCUUCCAACUUUUUAAUUCCAGCUUUGAGCCACCAAGAGAAAACCACCUGUCUAAUUGAACUAUGUGGAGCAGCGAAUAGGAUGCCAAAACUCCCCAUAAAGUAUCUCCAAAUAGGCUGCACAUAGUUGCACUGAAAAAAGAGAUGAUCCAUAGAAUCACUAUGCUGCCUACACAUAGGGCAAAUAGAAGGGUUAAGAAUCUUUUGAAUUUUGUUAAGAUUGUCUGUGAUAGGGAGAUUCUUUUAACUGCUGAAAAAGUUUUGUUAGAAUCUAAUUUUGUUAGAAUCACUAUGCUUAUGAGAAGUUUCCACUGAAAAACUUUGACUUUUAACUGCUGCUUAGGAUGUCAGAUAUGUUUAAAAGUAAAGGCACUAGAUAGUUCUUCUCUGACUACUAUAUGCAGAUUGGACGAAGAAUUGUCCAUCAUCUGAUGGGGCUCAAAUGCCCAAAAUAGUUCACCAGAGGAACUAGUAGAGCAUAAAGGUAAAGCUGAGGAAUGAAUAGAACAAAUUCUUCUCCAAAUGGCAGAAUCCGAGACUUUAGGAAUCAAUGAAUCAUAGUCACCCCUAGGAAAUCUGGCUCUAGCUAAUUAUACCUACUGCAAACCCUAGUUCGCUGGGAGCGUGUGGAUGGGCUACUGGGCUGCAAGGAGGAUGCUAUUGGGUGAUGCGGAUUUGGGCCUAUGCUGGGCUCUGGUUUCUGCUGAUGCCUUUUAUUAGGCCGCCUGGUGGGCUGAAGCUGCUCCAGCCUAACUUAGUAUGCUGUUUUGGGUUUUGGAGACUGAAUUUGUGAUAUGAGCCGGGGCAUGUCCCGUGCUGUUUUGGUGGAUUUUGCCUAAAAAUCUCUCUCUCCCAUCACCGCAAGGCGGGGGAGGGGAUUGUUAGGUUAGAUACUAUUUUUCUUAGACUUGCUAGCUUAGAUAGUUUGAUACAUUGUAUAUGAUACUGUUUUCUGGCCUAUAUAUUUACAUUUCAUCCAAAAACAAUCUUAUGUUUGGCCUUACUAUGUUACUGUGG